Molecule: messenger RNA, 1251 nt
Organism: Eimeria maxima
Lineage: Eukaryota; Apicomplexa; Conoidasida; Eucoccidiorida; Eimeriidae
Product: proteasome PCI domain-containing protein, putative
Exons: 6
Coding region: 1-1251 (416 amino acids)
Biological process (GO): ubiquitin-dependent protein catabolic process
Cellular component (GO): cytosol; proteasome regulatory particle, lid subcomplex; nucleus
Molecular function (GO): structural molecule activity
Source: RefSeq, a predicted model, not a curated record
AUGGAGGUGGACGGGGUGUCUGAGUGCCCCUCCUGGCUAAAGGAGAUGCUGCAGCAACCUGCGGAGCCUGUAGCUAAUGUACUUGAAGCAGAAAUAGCAGCAAACCCUAGCGCAAAAGCAGCACUUGAAUACGUCCGGACGCUCCUUGAAAAGAAACAAUAUAACGAAUUAUUAGAUGCUGUUGCUUACGGCAUGCAAUUAGAUGAUUCUGUAGACACCUCAAGUACCCCUCAGCUGUCUGUACUAUCUGCUGCUAUGGGGUCACCUCCUCCUCCUCUUUCCUUACAAAGAAAACUUUCUUUAUUUAGAUCUCUUGCUUCUGCUCAUCAUAUCCAUUUGGAUCCUCUUAGAUUACUUAAAUUAUGCGCAGGACUACUCGCUGAUAUACAUGCUGAAGGGGGUCUACUCUUCUUAGAGCGACUACAGGAGGAGACCUUAGCAGCGCAGCAGAGCAGCAUGCAGCAAACCCCUUUCUUGCAGACAGACAAACAAGCAGGAAAGGGUUUGUUUUCUGUUGGUGCCGUUGUCUUCUUGCAUGCAUUAAAGAGUUAUUUAUUAGCUAAGACGCAGCAACUUACGAAGGCACAAGAAGAACUCGACGAAGCAAAAAAACAAAAAGAACAAAUUGGUGCACCUGACCCCGUGCUGCACUCCCUUGUGCACAGGGCACAGGCGCAGAUAGACAAGGCACGGAAGAAGUACGGAGACUUCUGCAGAGAAACACUCUUCUUCCUCGCCUACACCUCCGCCAAUGCAAUUAAAGAAAAGGAGAGAUAUGCAAUCGCCAGAGAUAUCGCUUUUGCUGCUCUUGUAGCACCUGAAGUCUUCAACUUUGGCGAACUUGACUUGGCGCCCUACAUUACAGCAAUUCAGAAGAAAGCUGCAGCAACAGCUCUCCUUCGUCUUGCCUUCACGAGUAGCACAGCUGGUGCUGCUGUGCGCAGCAGCAGCAACAACGGCAGCAGCAACAGCAAUGACAACGGCAACGACAACAACAACGACAACAGCAACAGCAACAGCAACACCAAGCUUAUUGGUUCGCGCGCCCUCUCUUUUGCUGCUAUUUCUGAGGCUUGCCAAGUGCCUCCAGAUGAGGUGGAGAGAAUUAUAUUAUCUGCCAUGGCACAACAACUUAUAAAAGGAAAGAUAAAUCAAGUUGAGCAAACCCUGUCUUUGGAAUGGGUUAAGCCGGUGCUGCUAACGGAUGCAGAAAGGUCCGCAUACACCCCAAUUAAGGCACUACUUCAAUAA